Messenger RNA from Oldenlandia corymbosa var. corymbosa, 3292 nucleotides. NCBI's taxonomy places the organism in Eukaryota, Viridiplantae, Streptophyta, Magnoliopsida, Gentianales, Rubiaceae. The record is from the annotation of a GenBank genome assembly.
AGUUAAUAGGAUUGUGAUCUUUAAAAAGGGAAAAUAAUACUCCAUCCAAAAAUGAACUUAGGAACGAAUAUUCUCAGCAAUCCCGUCUAUAUACAAAACACGCCAAAGGUAGGUUUUUGGUAACUGAAAUGAAACUUUAUGAUCCGACUCUCGAAAAACCCCCGUGAAGAUUUUAACUUGGCUACCACGUAACGAAAAGCCACAUCUCCGAAGCCCAUAUUCGUCAUUUCACCACGGAAUUCCUCCCUUCAUAUUCAAUCCCCCAUCAUUCACCGCGUUCUUUCAUCCCUUUGGGUCUCCGGAAUAUUCUUUACUUCUCUCCCUAACCCAUCUGGAUCCUUUCUUAUUCCCUCUCUGUAUAUCUCCCAACGUUAUUUAUUAUUAUAUAUAAUAGAAACGCCUUCUCUUUUUAUCGAAUUUGAAUUCGAUUUCAUUUCCUAACACUUUCUCUCCCAAUUCUUUCCGCCCGUAUUCUUUCAAUAUAUUACCCUCUGGCUAGUCCUGGCCGUCAAAUUUGAAUAAAUACAUAUUUUGAUGUGUUCAUUUCUUCGUUUGAAUUAUAGAAUUUGAAAAUUUGAUGUAUUUUUGAAAGUAUUAUUGUCCGAUUUUCAUCGGAAUCAGGGUUUUUCGAUAGCUCAGCUGUCCUCCGGUGAAUUCAUCUGAAAUUUGGCCCAAGGUUUUAUGACGGUGGGGGUGAUAAUGGAUUGUAAGGUGUAUUCUACGAUAUCGAGGGACUUGUGGCGGAUGAAACUGGGGUCUUCCGGUGGUGGCGGUGAUAUGGCGACGAUCGGCGGGAGGUUUAGUCCGGAGAGUGAGCAUGACUUGGCGAUGAUGGUGAGUGACUUCUUGGAGUAUGGGAGCAGCGGCGCCGACUCCAGAUACAGCAGCGACAGCGAUUCUGGAUUCUCUGAUACGCCUAACCUGGCGCAGAAAAUUUCUGUGAGUCCUUGCAACAUUUCUGUGGUAACUUUUUUUUUUUUUUUCCUUUUCUAUAUCCUCCUUUUUAUAUAAGAAAUUGUACUUGACUGCUAAUUUCAUUUCAUUGUAUCUUUUGUCGUUUUGCAACUGAGCAGUAUGUUAAAUUUCUUCUCUAUCUAAUUUUCAUUUUAGGUAAUUUUUUGAAGUUUUAUAUUGAAUUGAACAGAGUCAGUGUUUGUGUAGUUCACAAUUUAGCUGGCAAAGAAUUUUGUAUGAUGCUAAUGGUCCAAACAGCUUGAAUGAUGUUACUUCGAUUGCUCUAUCCCGUCUGUUCGUUUUUUAAAGCUGAGACGUGCAGUUAUUUAGAUUAUUUAUGCUUAAUUACAUUUUUUCUGGAAUUAUACUCUCUGGAAUCGAGUAGGAAGAUAUGUUGUCCUGCAAUUUAGUUGAAAUGAAGAUUUCCUAAACCUUAUAAGAUGAUCAGACCUUGUCCAGCUCUGUGUAAUGGCUAUAUUUUGGUUAAUGCAUCCAGCCGUUUGGUAUGAUGCGUAGAUGUCAGUAGUAUGGAAAAAUGCAAAAUCAAAAUUCAUUUAUGUGCACAAUACAGUCAGAGUAUUGCUUAUGAAAUUUUGCAUGGUCUUUGUUCAAAUCCUCUUUUGAAUGUAUCUGGAAUGUGGCAAAAGAGGCCUGUCCACAAUGUUAUCACCUAGGCUGAGGCCUAACAGUUGUGGCUUACUUUCUUUUUUUUGCACAAUUAUGCAGUAUCUCAAGUUGGCAAUGGAUCAGUACGAGAGAGACUUGCUUUCAGUUGUUAAUUCGCUUCUGUUGUCUAUUCAAGAGUCAGAUCUGCGGCAUACAAUGUCAAGUCCGUGCAAUGAUAGCUGUAUACGAUUUUCCCUGGUCAAGCUUUUGAGGUUGUCUGGCUAUGAUGCUGGUGUUUGUGCAGCCAAGUGGCCUGGAAGUAACAAAGUUCCUGGAGGGGAUCAUGAAUACAUUGAUGUGGUCAGCCACAAUGACACUGGAAGCCCUGAGCGUCUGAUAAUUGAUAUUGACUUCCAUAGCCAUUUUCAGAUAGCUAGAGCUGUUGAAUCAUAUGAUAGAAUAUUGGCUUCACUUCCUGUAGUUUAUGUCGGAUCUUGGAACAAGAUGAAUCAAUUUCUUCAGGUGAUGGUUGAAGCUGCAAGAGCUUCACUAAAACAGAACUCAAUGCCUUUUCCCCCAUGGAGAUCUCUAGCUUAUCUGCAGGCUAAGUGGCAGAGUCCCUAUCAGCGAAAGCUCAGUCCUGAUGAACAAAGUUUUUCUGGCACCAAUUCCUUUGAGCACAACCAGUGUGGUGGACACUUGAAGAGACUGCAAUCUGAGAUUGAAAUUAAGCGAAUGUUGAAGCCUGUGAACAAUAGCUGGAGGCCAAAGCUUGACAGGCUGAGGCAGUCCUCAUAUAGGACACUUUGAGUUACAAAGUUCUUGCUGGGGUUAGUGAGUUCGGUUCUUCGCUUCUAGUGUAACAGCCAAGGCUUUCAAACAGGGAGUUUCAGUUUUCCAACCAAAUUCGGAAAGUUUCCGUGCACAGUCAAAGAGAUGUUACAGUUUUGUUGUUUUGCGGCCAAGUUUUUUGUUAAGAUUCAUUGCAGAGUCGGAAUAAGAGGGAUGAUAUAUCCAUAUACCGGAGACCAUAAUAAUUCCACGCGACAUAGUAGUGGUAAAUUUUUCUUUUUUCCCCUUCCAUCUGAUACUGUAGCUUAAUAUGAAAUUUUUCAUUCUUUAUGCUCCUCAAGAAAGCAAGAAGACAAGUUUACUUGACUACCGAUGGAUGUCUAUGGGUUUUAGUGGUAUGGAUGUCCAGUGAAGUGGAUAUGCUGAUUGAUGGAGCACUUGAUAUCUGUGGUUUCAAUUGUUUAGUUUCUUCCCACUUUGUAAGUGGCAAAUUUUGGUGUGUUUACCACGGCGUGUUUUCAUCUCAAAUGUCAAAUAUGAGCUGCUUGUAAUAUUGAAAUUACUGUACUUGUAUGAUUUUGGCUGUGGUCAAAUGAUUCAUUUGGCCGAAUCAAAGUCUGCUGUCUUUAUUGUUUACAAAAUCUUAUCAAGAAGCGUUGCUGAACAGAUAAAACCGAUCUUGUUGGGUUUCAGUUCUUUCAUCUAUAUUGAGUAUGGUCACUGAGCGGUUUCAGAAAUGCAAUUUUGUCAGCAUUUACACAUCCAUGUAGUUCUUAGUGAUUGUAGUAUUGUAAGUUCCAAGGAUGAAGAGGGGCGCAUCAGUUACAUGCAGUCUUAAUGUUCCUGACAGAUUAUCUCCUAAUUCGUUACCUGGUCAAAUGUAACAACAUCAAAUGCGCUGAUUAAGGUCCUUAACUUUUGUGUGUAAAAAGGUCCUUAA